AUGUCUUCUCACGACACUCACCCUCCGCAAUCGGACAUUGCAUCACCAGGGAUCAAGGACGAAGCUCCAUCUGCAACGCUCGAAUCGCCUCAAGGAUCACAGCAACAAUCGCAUACCUCCGCAGUUUCUUCUUCGGAACCUGUCCAAAACGCCGCUGUUCCUGCUCCUCAGACCGAGAACACCCAGAAAAAUGAUAAUGCGGAGAGCACCCAAGCCGCUGGUGUCUACGAUAGCAGUACGCCGAUUAUCACCGCCCAGCAGAGCAUCAGCGACGCUUCUCCAACGAAUGACAAGCCCCCAGAUACCGCAGGACUAGAUACGGCUGAUACGCCAGUCCCUGAGCCAUUACCUGGAGCAUCAGACGCCGCCGCGAAGGAAGUGGAGGAUUCCGGCCCGUCGUUGAACAUCACACUCCUUUUGACAACAGGAUCACGUCAUCCUUUCGAGAUUGACGGGAAAUAUUUACGAAAGCGGGGUAUCAAUGUCGAGGGUAACGAUCCGUUUGCUAUGAGUGUAUACACACUGAAGGAACUGAUAUGGAAGGAUUGGAGACAAGAUUGGGAAUCGCAACCAACCUCUCCUAGUUCUAUCCGAUUGAUUUCGUUUGGCAAGUUGCUGGAUGACAAGUCCCCUUUAUCAGACUGCAAGUUCAACAAAGAUGCUCCCAACGUGGUACAUAUGACAGUCAAGCCUCAAGAAAUUGUCGACGAAGAAGACGCCAAGGCAGCCAAAGCUCCGUAUAGCCGGGAACGUGAGUCCAGUGAACGCAGUCCUGGAUGUCGUUGUAUCAUCCAAUGA
This is a messenger RNA of Aspergillus pseudoviridinutans, 798 nucleotides long. RefSeq lists its product as uncharacterized. The transcript is spliced from 3 exons. The coding region runs from base 1 to 798 and encodes 265 amino acids. NCBI's taxonomy places the organism in Eukaryota, Fungi, Ascomycota, Eurotiomycetes, Eurotiales, Aspergillaceae. The record is from RefSeq and is a predicted model, not a curated record.